Medioppia subpectinata is the source of this 5476-nucleotide messenger RNA. The record is from the annotation of a GenBank genome assembly. Lineage: Eukaryota; Metazoa; Arthropoda; Arachnida; Sarcoptiformes; Oppiidae.
AAACUGUCAAAAUGUUUCUCAUUAUCAACCGAUCAGUGCAUAUGCUCUACGGAUUUAAGUCUAAAUAUAAUGAUUGAACAAAAUAGUCAGUCAUUUAGUAAAUUUUGAAUUUUGUGUGUUUAGGCAACAAAAUAAUAAAAUGAUUAUUAAAUUAUUUUCGUUUAUGUGUUUGGCGUAUGUUUUAUUCAUAAGUAAUGAUAAAGUGGAGGCAUAUGAGGAGGCGUCCGGUUAUGUGAGCGUACGUCCGGACGCACACAUGUUUUGGUGGCUAUUUUACGCCAACUCUAGCAAUAACUCGAAUGCAUUGCCGCUCGUUAUAUGGCUUCAGGGAGGUCCGGGUGCGAGUUCUACCGGUUAUGGAAACUUCAAUGAAAUCGGACCGCAAGACUCGGGUUUGAAAGUGAGGAACACUUCAUGGAUUAAAUACGCGAAUUUGCUAUUCAUUGACAAUCCCGUCGGAACCGGAUUUAGUUAUGUCGACAAUAGCAGGGCUUAUACUAAGGAUAAUACAGAGAUCGCCAAAGAUUUGUCCACCCCAUUAUACAUAUUCUGCGAGUCAUACGGCGGUAAAAUGACCGUCGGUUUUGCCAAAGAGUUGCAUCGGGCCAUUCAGGACAAAGAGAUCAAGGCUAAUUUCAAGGGCAUAGCUUUGGGUGACUCCUGGAUCUCACCCAUAGACUCAGUGUCCACGUGGGGACAGUAUCUCUACACUUUGUCAUACAUCGAUAGACACCAGAAGAGUCAAAUCGAUGCCAAAGCCGAAGAGAUCAGAACCUCUCUAAAGAAUGGCGAGUAUGAAGAGGCGACCAAUGAGUGGGGAAGUCUUGAGAUGUUUGUCAGUUCCAUCGACGGCGGCAUCGACUGGUAUAAUGUGCUCUACGGGUCAAAUAAUCAAUUGAGUACCAGAUAUCUGAAUCAAAUGAAGUCAUUUAAUAGCACAUCACUCAGUAGUAAUAUUGUUAAACAUUUGGCUAAAUAUCAUAAUGAUGAUUUGGACGCAUUAAUGAACGGUCCCAUUAAGACCAAACUUAAAAUCCCAGCGAAUGUGACGUGGGGCGGACAGUCCAAUGAUGUGUUUGAACACUUGUCCGCUGAUUUCAUGCGCGAUGUAGUCAAUGAUGUUGACUACCUGUUGGCCAACACAGACCUCAAAGUGGUUGUAUAUACGGGUCAAUUGGAUCUAAUAGUGGACACAUUAGGAACACUCAAUUGGGUUCAUUCACUCCAAUGGCCAGACCUGAAAAACUUUGAAACCGCAAACAGGGAAGAGAUGAGCGGCGGUUACUUUAAAACAUACAAGAAUUUCUCUCUCUAUUGGAUUAUCAAAGCCGGACAUAUGGUGCCCACCGAUGCCGGCAAUACAGCCCUUGCAAUGCUGCACAAAAUCAUUCACGUACGUCCGGACGCACACAUGUUUUGGUGGCUUUUGAACGCAAAUUCUAGCAAUAACUCAAAUGCACUGCCGCUGGUUAUAUAUCUUCUAGGAGGUCCGGGUGCGAGUUCUACUGGUUAUGGAAACUUUGAUGAAAUCGGUCCGUUAGACACGGGUCUGAAAGUAAGAAACACUUCAUGGAUUAAAUACGCGAAUCUGUUAUUCAUUGACAAUCCCGUCGGAACCGGAUUUAGUUAUGUCGACAAUAACAAGGCUUUUGCCAGAAAUAAUACACAGAUCUCCAAAGAUUUGGUCACUUUAAUGAAGGAUUUUUACAAGAAAUCGCCAGAAUUUGAAUCCUCCCCAUUGUAUGUAUUCAGUGAGUCAUACGGCGGUAAAAUGACCGUUGGUUUUGCCAAAGAGUUGCAUCGGGCUAUUCAAAAUAAAGAGAUCAAGGCCAAUUUUAAAGGCAUAGCGCUGGGCGACCCCUGGAUUUCGCCCAUAGACUCGGUAUCAAUGUGGGGACAGUAUCUCUACACUUUGUCAUACAUCGAUAGACACCAAAACAGUCAAAUCGAUGCCAAAGUAGAAGAGAUGAAAACCGCUCUGAAGAAUGGCGAAUAUGAAAAGGCGACCAAACAAUGGGAAAGUCUGGAAAAUUUUAUCGAUUCCAUCGACGGUAAUAUCGACUGGUAUAAUGUACUCUACGGAUCAGAUAAUCAAUCGAGUACACAAUAUCUUAAAAUAAUAAAGUCAUUUAACAACACAUCACUCAAUACUAAUAUUGUUAAACAUUUGGCCAAAUAUCAUAAUGAUAAUGUGGACGCAUUAAUGAACGGUCCCAUCAAGACUAAACUUAAAAUCCCAGCGAAUGUGACCUGGGGCGGACAGGCAGACGCUGUAUUCGAUCAAUUGUCCGGUGAUUUCAUGCGCGAUGUGGUCAGUGAUGUUGACUACUUGUUGGCCAACACAGACCUCAAAGUGGUUGUAUAUACGGGUCAAUUGGAUCUAAUAUGUAACACAUUGGGAACACUUAAGUGGAUUCAUUCCCUCCAAUGGCCAGAACUGAAGAACUGGGAAACAGCAAAGAGGCAACAAAUGAGCGGCGGUUACCCGGACAUAUGGUGCCCACCGAUGCCGGCGAUACAGCCCUCGCAAUGCUUCAGAACAUCAUUGAGUCUUAGAGGUCCGGGUGCGAGUGGCACUGGUUUUGGAAACUUCAAUGAAAUCGGACCGUUAGACUCGGGAGGUCCGGGUGCGAGUGGCACUGGUUUUGGAAACUUCAAUGAAAUCGGACCGUUAGACUCGGGUUUGAAAGUGAGGAACACUUCAUGGAUCAAAUACGCGAAUCUGUUAUUCAUUGACAAUCCCGUGGGAACCGGAUUUAGUUAUGUCGACAGCAGCGCCGCCUAUACUAAGAAUAACGAUGAGAUUGCCAAAGAUUUGGUCACUUUAAUGAAAGAUUUUUAUAAGAAAUCACCAGAAUUUGAGUCAACCCCAUUGUAUAUCUUCUGCGAGUCAUACGGCGGUAAAAUGACCGUCGGUUUUGCCAAAGAGUUGCAUCGGGCCAUUCAGAACAAAGAGAUCAAGGCCAAUUUCAAGGGCAUUGCUUUGGGCGACUCCUGGAUCUCACCCAUAGACUCUGUGUCCACGUGGGGACAGUAUCUCUACACUUUGUCAUACAUCGAUAGACACCAAAAGAGUCAAAUCGAUGCCAAAGCCGAGGAGAUUAGAACCUCUUUGAAGAAUGGCGAGUAUGAAGAGGCGACCAAUCAAUGGGGAAGUCUUGAGAUGUUUGUCGGUUCCCUCGACGGUGGUAUCGACUGGUAUAAUGUACUCUUUGGAUCAAAUAAUCAAUUGAGUACCAGAUAUCUGAAUCAAAUGAAAUCAUUUAACGACACAUCACUUCAGAGUAGUGUUAUUAGACAUUUGGCCAAAUAUCACAAUGAUGAUUUGGACGCAUUAAUGAACGGUCCCAUUAAGACAAAACUUAAAAUCCCAGCGAAUGUCAGAUGGAGUGAACAGUCAUAUACGGUAUUCCAGCACUUGUCCGCUGAUUUCAUGCGCGAUGUGGUCAGUGAUGUUGACUACCUGUUGGCCAACACAGACCUCAAAGUGGUUGUAUAUACGGGUCAAUUGGAUCUAAUAGUGGACACAUUGGGAACACUUAAUUGGGUUCAUUCGCUCAAAUGGCCAGAACUGAAGAACUGGGAAACAGCAAAGAGGCAACAAAUGAGCGGCGGUUACCCGGACAUAUGGUUCCCACCGAUGCUGGAGACACAGCCCUCGCAAUGCUUCACAAAAUCAUUCAUGGAAGCAUAUAAGGAGUCAUACGGUUAUACAACUGUACGUCCGGGCGCUCACAUGUUUUCGUGGCUUUUCUCACCCAAUUCUGGCAAUAAUUCUAAUGCACUUCCGCUCGUUAUAUGGCUUCAGGGAGGUCCGGGUGCGAGUUCUGCCGGUUAUGGAAACUUCAAUGAAAUCGGUCCGUUAGACGCAGAUCUAAAAGUGAGAAACACUUCAUGGAUUAAAUACGCAAAUCUGCUAUUCAUUGACAAUCCCGUGGGUUCGGGAUAUAGUUAUGUCGACAACGCAAGUCUCUACACCAAGACUAACGAUGAGAUCGCCAAAGAUUUAGUAACUUUUAUGAAAGAAUUCUACAAAAAGUCGCCAGAAUUUGAGUCAUACAUCGAUAGAAACCAAAAGAAUCAAAUCGAUGCCAAAGUAGAAGAGAUCAGAACCUCUCUUAAGAAUGCCAAAUACAUUGAGGCAACCACUCAGUGGUCACAAUUGACCCCUUUUAUCAGAUCCCUCGACGGCGGUAUCGACUGGUAUAAUGUACUCUUUGGAUCAAAUUUUCAAUCGAGUUCAAGAUAUCUGAAUCAAAUCAAAUCAUUUGAUAACAUACCACACAAAAGUAGUAUUGUUAGACAUUUGGCCAAAUAUCAUAACAAUAAUUUGGACGCAUUAAUGAACGGACCUCUUAAGACAAAACUUAAAAUCCCAGAGAGUGUCAAAUGGAGUCAAUUGUCGGCCAAUGUUUUUGCCAACUUAUGGGGAGAAUUCAUGCGCGAUAUAGUCAGUGAUGUGGACUACCUGUUGGCCAACACUGAUCUCAAAGUGGUUGUAUAUACGGGUCAAUUGGAUUUAGUGGUCGACACAUUAGGAACACUCAAUUGGGUUCAUUCACUCCAAUGGCCAGACCUGAAGAACUGGGAGACAGCAAAGAGGGAACAGAUGAGCGGCGGUUACGUUAAGACAUACAAAAAUUUCACGUUGUAUUGGAUUCUUAAGGCCGGACAUAUGGUUCCCGCAGACGCCGGCGACACUGGCCUCGAAAUGCUUCGCAAAAUUAUUCAUUUAAUGCCGUGUAAAUGUAUAUGGUACAUGGACGCAUAUAAGGAGUCAUACGGUUAUACAACUGUACGUCCGGGCGCUCACAUGUUUUCAUGGCUUUUUUCACCCAAUACUAGCAAUAACUCCAAUGCAUUUCCGCUGGUUAUAUGGCUUCAGGGAGGUCCGGGUGCGAGUUCUGCCGGGUUUGGAAAUUUUGAAGAAAUCGGACCGUUAGACACGAAUAUGAGAGUGAGAAACACUUCAUGGAUUAAAUACGCGAAUCUGUUAUUCAUUGACAAUCCUGUGGGCGCGGGAUAUAGUUAUGUCGACAACAGUAGUCUCUUAACCAAGAAUAACGAUGAGAUCGCCAAAGAUUUGGUCACUUUUAUGAAAGAAUUCUAUAAGAAAUCGCCAGAAUUUGAGUCGACGCCAUUGUAUAUCUUCUGCGAGUCAUACGGCGGUAAAAUGACACCAACUUUUGCCAAAGAGCUGCAUCGGGCCAUUCAAAACAAAGAGAUCAAGGCCAAUUUCAAGGGCAUUGCGUUGGGCGACGGAUGGGUCUCACCCAUAGACUCGGUGACCACGUGGGGACAGUAUCUUUACACAUUGUCAUACAUCGAUAGACAACAAAAGAGUGAAAUCGAUGCCAAAGCCGAAGAGAUAAGAACUGCUCUAAAGAAUGGCAAAUAUUCAGAGGCGACCGAUAAGUGGUCAGCUUUGGGACAAUUUGUUAUGGCCACAGACGGUGUUACUAUUCAUUCAAACUAC